This is a messenger RNA of Tribolium madens (black flour beetle), 2161 nucleotides long. RefSeq names its product angiotensin-converting enzyme-like. Gene Ontology annotation, cellular component: plasma membrane. Gene Ontology annotation, biological process: proteolysis. The transcript is spliced from 9 exons. The record is from RefSeq and is a predicted model, not a curated record. Bases 193 to 2079 code for a protein of 628 amino acids. Lineage: Eukaryota; Metazoa; Arthropoda; Insecta; Coleoptera; Tenebrionidae. Gene Ontology annotation, molecular function: peptidyl-dipeptidase activity; metallopeptidase activity.
CUAGCCUCAAUUUUGCUCAAAUUAUGAAACGUCGAUGCAAAGAGUGAAAUGUGAUUAGUUUGUUGUUCGGUAGCGGUCGUUGGCCAUCUAACCGGUCUCGGGGCUUGCUGAACACCAGAUUUACGAUAAAAGAGAAGUUUGCCACAAUAACAGUGAUUGUGCAGCUGAAGACACGAGCCAAAACGGUCUUCAAUGGGGAAAAUCUUGGUGCUGGUUUUGGCGCUCUUGGGCCAUUGGGGCGCCGCAACUGAUCCCGAAAUUGAAGAUGAAGAGUUGCGAGCACGCGAUUUUCUGCAAUAUUUGAACAGGAAGGACGAAGAAGGCAAUAAUAGGCUUGCGUUGGCAGAAUGGGCCUAUGCUUCAAACAUCACCGAUCAUAAUCUUCAAAACAAGUUGGCUGUGAGUGCCGAAUUGGCAAAAGAGCGCAAGAAAGACUGGGAAGAAGUGAUCAAAUUCAAUUGGCACACCUUCUCCGACCCCGACCUCAAACGGCAAUUUAAGAAAUACUCAAAAUUGGGUUCCGACGCUCUCCCCGAAGACAAACUCAAACGGCUCGAGAAAAUCAUCAGCGAAAUGCAAAAAAUCUACUCCACUGCAAAAAUCUGCGACUUUCACAACUCCUCAAAAUGUGAUCUCUCCCUCGAACCUCAUCUAACUGAAAUUCUGGCAAAAUCACGCAACGUGGACGAGUUGAAACACGUUUGGGUCGAAUGGAGGAACGCUGUUGGUCCUCAUUGCAAAGUCUUGUUUGAGGAAUACGUCGAUUUGUCCAAUGAGGCCGCCAAAUUAAACAAUUUCACCAAUAAUGCCGAAAAUUGGUUGGAUAAUUACGAGGAUCCUCAAUUUAGAAGCCAAAUCGAAUCGCUAUGGGAACAGCUGAAACCCCUAUACUUGCAAAUACACGCCUAUGUCAGGUUCAAAUUGAGGGAAAAAUAUGGAGAGGCGGUGACUGAAAAAGGACCAAUCCCGGCACAUCUUCUAGGGAAUAUGUGGGCGCAACGGUGGAGAGCCGUGUCAGAGUUUGCACUGCCUUACCCGGAGAAGAAGGAUGAUGAUAUUACCUCCGAAUUGAAGAAACAGAAUUACACCGCUAUGAAAAUUUUUCAAACAGCUGAAGACUUCUUCAAGUCCAUUAACCUAACCGAAAUGCCUGAAAUUUUUUGGGAAAAAUCGAUUUUAACCAAACCGAAUGACCGGGAAAUCGUGUGUCAUGCCUCCGCUUGGGAUUUUUUCGACCGCAAGGAUUUCAGGAUUAAACAAUGUACUGAAAUCACUUUGGAACAUUUCAUAACGGCCCACCACGAAAUGGGACACAUUGAGUACUUUAUUCAGUACAAGAACCAGCCAGUACCGUUCAGACAGGGUGCCAAUAGCGGAUUUCAUGAGGCUGUAGGGGAUUUGAUCGCACUUUCAGUACAGUCGCGUAAACAUCUACGGAAAAUUGGACUUCUGAAAAGUGAAAAGGACGAUCCUGAAAACGUCCUAAAUAGCCUGUUUCAGAUCGGACUUGACAAAAUCGUGUUUCUUCCAUUUGGGUAUUUGAUGGAUUUGUGGCGAUGGGACGUAUUUGAAGGGAAAAUCACCCCAGAGGAGUACAAUUGCAGGUGGUGGGAGUUGAGGGAGAAGUACCAAGGGGUGGAACCACCGGUAAAUCGCUCAGAGGGGGAUUUUGAUCCUGCGGCCAAGUACCACAUUGUUGCCAGUGUGCCCUACAUUAGAUAUUUUGUAAGUUUUGUGAUCCAGUUCCAGUUUCAUAAAACCGUUUGUGAAAAAGCCGGCCAGUACGACCCCAAUGAUCCCUCCAAACCCCUACACGAGUGUGAUAUCUAUCAAAAUACUGAAGCUGGAAAUGCCCUUAAGAAAAUGCUCCAAUUGGGGUCAUCGAAACCAUGGCAUGAAGCGAUGGAAGUUUUGACAGGGCAUAAAACAAUGGACGCUAGCGCCAUCUUGGAGUAUUUUAAGCCGUUGCAAAAAUGGCUGGAAAAUGAAAAUCAGAAAAAUGGGGCGUUUAUUGGAUGGGAAAAAUCUACGAAAGUUUGUGUCAAGAAUCAAAAAGAGGAAAAUCCCAAAUCGAAAUGAGAGGACUUGAGAUUGUAUUUGGAUAGAAAUUUUUAUUAUUUUUAGAUGUUAAAGAAUUGAAAUAAAAUUCAUGAAACUCAAA